Harmonia axyridis is the source of this 2551-nucleotide messenger RNA. Its product is annotated as ATP-dependent RNA helicase p62-like. Bases 185 to 2113 code for a protein of 642 amino acids. The transcript is spliced from 9 exons. Gene Ontology annotation, cellular component: cytoplasm; ribonucleoprotein complex; nucleus. The record is from RefSeq and is a predicted model, not a curated record. Gene Ontology annotation, molecular function: ATP binding; RNA helicase activity; RNA binding. Lineage: Eukaryota; Metazoa; Arthropoda; Insecta; Coleoptera; Coccinellidae.
GAAUUUCUCUGCCUUUGUCUUCUCGUUCCUCCAGCCCGUUUUACCGACUUGAAUUUGGUUGACCAAGUUUUUAGCCCAACUCUUGUAUACUAUAAAUAGUUAUAUUUCGUUUGUUGACCACAUCUGAAUACAAAUUUAUAUUUGUAUAUUUUCGAAGUUCAUCAAGAGUUCUUACAGGCAGAUAAUGUCAUACGGUAGUAGACAUAAUGGAGGCAGUGGUGGCUUUCGUAGUAGUGGCAAUGGCAACAGUGGCGGCCGUAGCAUGAAUGGAGGUUUCAAUAACAAUAACCAAAGGAAUGGUUAUGAACGUGGACCUUCCACCAGUUUCAAGAGUAAUGGGAGCCCCCCAAGCCGAGUUGGAGGCAGACCCAGAGGUGGAUUAGGGGGUUCUGUCGGACGUGGAGGAAAUCGCGCAGCAGGUGGAGGUGGUGGACGUUCUUUUGGUUCUUCCUCUCGUUCUAUGCCCAAAGGUGGUAAUCUUGGGGCAGGUAACAGGUUGCGCAAAAUUAACUGGAAUCUCAGAAGUCUUCGUCCAUUUAAAAAGGAUUUUUAUGAACCACAUGCUUCUGUUGCAAACAGAUCAUCAUAUGAGGUUGAUCAAUACCGCAGAUCUAAAGAGGUUACAGUAGAUGGCAACCAUGCCCCAAACCCUAUCCAGCAUUUUUCAGAGACAAGUUUUCCUGAUUAUGUCAUGGAAGAAAUCAAAAGACAAGGCUAUGAUGCACCUACAGCAAUCCAAGCACAAGGCUGGCCUAUUGCAAUGAGUGGGCGAGACCUGGUUGGAAUAGCCCAGACUGGUUCUGGCAAAACUUUGGCUUACAUCCUGCCAGCUAUUGUUCAUAUCAACAAUCAGCAACCUAUAUCUAGGGGCGAUGGUCCUAUUGCCUUAGUUUUAGCUCCAACCAGGGAACUUGCACAGCAGAUUCAACAGGUCGCCUCAGAUUUUGGUCGUACUUCUUAUGUGAGAAAUACUUGCAUAUUUGGAGGUGCCCCCAAAGGACCUCAGGCACGUGAUCUAGAAAGAGGUGUGGAGAUUUGUAUCGCCACUCCUGGCAGACUCAUCGACUUCUUAGAAAAGGGCACCACCAAUUUAGAACGUUGCACUUACCUUGUCCUUGAUGAAGCUGAUCGUAUGCUGGAUAUGGGUUUUGAACCUCAGAUUCGAAAGAUAAUCGAACAGAUCCGACCUGAUCGUCAAACUCUCAUGUGGUCUGCUACGUGGCCAAAGGAAGUCAAAAAGCUGGCCGAAGAUUACUUGAACGACUACAUUCAAAUCAAUAUCGGCUCUCUGCAGUUGUCCGCCAAUCACAAUAUUUUACAGAUUGUCGAUGUGUGUCAGGAAAAUGAAAAACCAGAAAAGCUCAAUGUACUACUUCAAGAGAUCGGUAACAAUGCAGAACCUGGCUCGAAAAUUUUAAUCUUUGCUGAAACCAAGGUCAAAGUGGAAGAUAUAACGAGACAGUUGAGGAGGUACGGAUGGCAAGCUGUUUGUAUGCACGGUGACAAAAGUCAACAGGAACGCGAUUAUGUUCUGAGGGAAUUCAGAAAUGGCAAAUCUUUCAUUCUUGUGGCUACGGAUGUCGCUGCAAGGGGUCUAGAUGUGGAUGGCAUCAAAUACGUUAUAAAUUAUGACUAUCCCAAUUCGUCAGAGGAUUAUAUACAUAGAAUUGGUCGCACUGGUCGAUCUGACACAACUGGAACCUCUUAUGCCUUCUUCACAUCGAGCAAUUUCAGACAAGCCAAAGAUCUGGUUUCUGUUCUGCAAGAGGCAAACCAGGUGGUGAACCCCAAAUUGCUGGAGUUGUCAAAUAGAGGAGGUGGAGGCUACGGAGGUAGACAAAACAGAUGGGGCGGCGGUGGCGGAGGUUUCCGUCAUAGAGAAAAUGGCGGCGGCUACCGGGGCAAGGAAUCUGGUGGACGUAUGGGUGGUAGAAGUAUGGGAGGGGGUAGUAAAAUGAUGAAUGGUCACACAUCUGAUAGGGGAAUGGGGGGGUCCCAAUUUGGUAGAAGUGGAGGCCCUAGGCAGAACUCGAGAUUUAAUAGUAGUCAAGGAGAAAACAGAAGCCAUUACAAUGGACACAAUAGUUGGAAUGGACAUAGGGAUAAUUAUUGAAUUCGAUCAAAGUGAAGAACCCAUCUGAUGCCACAGUAUUUUUGCAUUCCUCAUUUUAGUGCAUCAAGACGGGAAUGAUCUGAAUAAUUUAUAUUUCAUAUUUUAAUUUGAUAUUGACAGAAAUUAUCCUUAUCCUCUGGAAUAUUUAGCUUCAAUUAAAAUGUUUUCUGCAUAUUUAGGUAAUAUGUGUUCUAUCUGUGAUUUAUCUUUUUUUUACAUUGGGGUUUUCUAUUCCAAAAAUUUCUGCAUCAUUGGGUUAUGCUACAAAUAAUUAAUAUUUGUAUUUGUAAAUAUUCAGACUGCUGUUAAAAAAAAUCAAAUAAAGUCAUAUUAUGCAGUUUUGAAAUUCCAAAUGAAAUUUUCUUUAGUAAAUGUAUUUAUCUUUCAAUCUGUAAUUUGUAAAAUGAAAUUUGGUUCAAUAAAAUUUAUUAUUAACAA